AUGGCACUUCACGAGACAGUACUGGAGUACGUUAGAAAAGAGAUAGAAGGAGAGGCGUACAACAGAAUGGAGCUGUAUAAAGCCGUGGAAGAGAUUCCCGAAAAAGAAAAGAAGCAGGCUCUUCGCAGGAUAUGUUCAUUGAUCAAAAAAUCCAUAUUGGAAAGUGUGCUGCCGGUUGCAGAGUGCUACACGCGGUGGCUAAAGACAGAGAGAUCCUUCCAGUGCGUCCUCUCUGCGCUGAACAUCCAGCAGGGAAGAAUAAAAAAACUAACUUCACUUUCUCUGCACAAAACAGUCACUCGAUCUGUCCUGCAGCUCACAAAGAUCAAAAAAGACGAAGAAAUUAGAACUUUGGUCCAGAUGGUAAGAGAUUCUAUGCAGGGCGAAAAAGAAGAGCAGACAUGCAGAGCACUGCGCAUUCAGCUGUUUCUUUUGACACGCAUCAAAGAAGAAAAAAGAGUGGAAAGAGAGAUAUUGAGAGUGUACACAAGCGCAGCUGAGGUGCACAUACAAGAAGUAAAGGAGGCAUAUAAGGCACACACACCCAGUGAUAUAAAAAUGAAAAUAGAAAAUGUAAAAAAAACUCCUGGACUGUUUAUCUUUGCAAAAGGCUUGACAAAAAAGCUGAAAAGAUCAGUUCAGCAGCAAAUUGCAGCACUGGCAAUAGACAGAUCAGUGUACAGUGCGCAGGAUGUCCUUGUUCUGCUCAAAAGCAAUGAAGUUGGUGCUGUCUCAGAAAUACUGAACUGCAAACUUCCAAAACAAAGCAGACUUUCACUGAGAGAUAUGGUGCAAGCUGCGAUUUUCCAAUACACAGCUGAAAAUAGGUACGAUAAGCUGCUGGAGAUAUAUAAGAAGCCAUGGACAGGAAGAGCCCCUCAAAUAGUAAAGAGCAUUGUAGCCUGCAUAUCCAAAGAGGCUGUCAAAUCCUCCCUAGAAGAAUAUUGCAGAAUCGUGACAUCGAAAAUAAGACUGCUCUUUUUGUCAAAGGA
Messenger RNA from Nematocida minor, 992 nucleotides. RefSeq lists its product as uncharacterized. The record is from RefSeq and is a predicted model, not a curated record. The annotation marks the transcript as partial. NCBI's taxonomy places the organism in Eukaryota, Fungi, Microsporidia. The transcript has a single exon.